AGUUUCUGUACCGCGCUAGUGUAGACACGGUUAGCUCUUCACCAAUCAGUCGUGAUCUCCACUCACCUCCACUGUCAAGUCAGGCACCACAAUGUCAUGACUCGCUCGAAUUGAGAUUUCGAUUGUAGCUUACCAUCACUACACUGCCGCUUCCGCGUUCGUAAUCGAGUAGUGCAAUACCGCAUCUCAAUUUCUACACCAUGGCUCAGCGCCUUACUGAAUCCGACAUCAUAUUCCCACACUUGUCGAACACUCCAAACUUCUCCAGCACAUUGUCUUCGCUGAAACGCUCAGCGCUGUCCAUCACCAACCGCCUCAACUCCAUAACCGCAGACAGCGAGUUUGUCACCAGUGUAGCCACCUCAUAUGGCUUGCCGCUUGUCGCAAAUGAGCGCUGCGGAAGCUGGUACAUCCCCCUGGACCUGAAAGCUGCAAGCGUUUACUUCAAGAGCACGGACGGUCACAUGGGCGAAUGGGCGUUCAGCUUACGCAGACUUAACUUGCAGCUCCUGGAUGUAGUGAGCAAGCAUGGAGGGUGUGUGAUUGUUGACUCUACGCGGAGGGGAAAGAGCAUGCCAGAUGCGCUCAGCAAGACAGUGCCGUUUUGGUGUUGCGUCAUUAACAGAGCUGUCUUUGGUGUGGAGAGGAAGGGAGAUGACGCGUUGGCGUUGUGCACCCCGCCUGCUGCAGUGUCUGAAAGCGAGAAUGUGCAGAUGGAGAGGAGAAUCGACGGCUUUGUACAGCAGUUCAUGGACAUUUGCAAGCCAGACAUCCCGUCACUGCGGUCCAAGCUGCAAAAGCCCCUGCGGCCACUAUGGGUAACUCAGACUUCAAUCCUACCCCACGACCCCCCAGAGUUUCCGGACUUCCACCCCGUCGUUCUCUGCACCGCAUCUCGCCGUGUCCGCGGCGGCGAAGCAUCAGAGGGCGGCUACAUCCAGGGCGCCGCCGACGACCACGAAGCCUGGUCGCACGGCCUCACGCCUCCCCUUUUCUGGCGCAACAAAGCCUCACUCCUCCACACAAACGAAGAGAACCUCCCCGCCGCCAUCGCCUCGCUCACCACCCAAGACCAACCCACCGCCGCCGCCCCAACCCUCAUCAAACCCACCACCACCCUCUACGUCUCCGCCAGCCACGCCAUCGACCUCACCCCCUUCGACACAGUCAUAAGCUGCACCCCCGCGCCCCUCCCCCACGCCUCCCUCACCGCCGCCCGCGUAAAAGCAUAUCUCCACCUGCCCUGCCCGGCAGGCAAACUCGGCUCGCGCGCCCUGCGCCCCCAGCUCCCCGCCCUGCAGCGCCUGGCCUCCCCCACCGCCGCGCCCAAAACCCUCAUCUGCUGCCCCACGGGCACCGACCUGGCCGUCGGCACCGCACUAGCGUACCUGUGCCUGUUCGCCGACGACGCGGGCGCGGUGGAUGUCCGCACCGUGCGGCCGCACGCCAUCACCAAGACGCUGGUCAGGCAGCGGUUGAGCUGGAUCACGGCGGGCGCGCCGGCGCUGAAUCCGAGUCGUGCGACGCUGCAGAGCGUGAAUGCGGCGCUGAUGUCGAGUCUCGCGCCCGCGCCCGCGGCGCUGCAUAUGCCCCUUCGUUCGCGCUCGCCUGCGCACACCGAAACGGCCGCCGAACCCAGUACCCCGAUCCCACCUCCCAUCACACCCCGGCCCUCCCUUCCUCGUACACUCUUCGCCAACCUCCCCUCAAAGUGGUCCUUCUCACGCACCCUAACCUCGACCCACGCGUCCCAGCCCAGCGGCACCGCCUGCGGGACUGCAGUCUUCAGCACCACGGGGGUGUCGGACACGCUGGAUUAUGCUGAGGAGGGGGUGUUGACGACCGAGAAGGGCGUGGCCAUGGGCGUGAGGCGGGGGUAUAUAUGGCGGCUCUCGUCUCCAACUAAUGGUGAGCCGGGUAAAAACGCAGAACGGGUGUGUAUAUCCAUCCACUUCCCCCCCUCCCCCUCCUCCUCAUCCCCCUCAUCCUCCUCAUCCUCCGCAUCGCCCAGCAACGACCCCAGCAUCGGCGCCCUGUUCCUCCAAAUGUCCACCUUGACCCGAAGUCAGCGAGACGGCGAGGCCGUGUUCGAGGCGCACAACCGCGCCCCCCACCUGUGCGGUCGGGAUACGUACACCGCGCGCUGGCGGUUUGGGGGUGCGCUGCUGCGAGACGAGAGGGCGGGAGCGGGCGCGGAUGAGUGGUGGGAGGUGGAGUAUGAGGCCAGGGGGCCGGGGAAGGGGUAUGUGAGUUUGACGCGGUAUGAGCGGGUGGAGUGACGCGGUAUGAGCGGUUGUCGUGAAACGAGCAGAGACAACGAGGACGGCUAG
Messenger RNA from Boeremia exigua, 2330 nucleotides. RefSeq names its product initiator tRNA phosphoribosyl transferase-domain-containing protein. Gene Ontology annotation, cellular component: cytoplasm. The record is from RefSeq and is a predicted model, not a curated record. Lineage: Eukaryota; Fungi; Ascomycota; Dothideomycetes; Pleosporales; Didymellaceae. Gene Ontology annotation, biological process: charged-tRNA amino acid modification. The transcript is spliced from 5 exons. Gene Ontology annotation, molecular function: tRNA adenosine(64)-2'-O-ribosylphosphate transferase activity. The coding region runs from base 201 to 2279 and encodes 692 amino acids.